Messenger RNA from Fopius arisanus, 1521 nucleotides. RefSeq names its product odorant receptor 47b. Bases 5 to 1282 code for a protein of 425 amino acids. Gene Ontology annotation, biological process: detection of chemical stimulus involved in sensory perception of smell; sensory perception of smell. The record is from RefSeq and is a predicted model, not a curated record. Gene Ontology annotation, molecular function: odorant binding; olfactory receptor activity. The transcript has 7 exons. Lineage: Eukaryota; Metazoa; Arthropoda; Insecta; Hymenoptera; Braconidae. Gene Ontology annotation, cellular component: plasma membrane.
AGACAUGAGUACUGUAAAAUCCAACAUGAGAGAGAGAGUCUUCCCAAUAGACAAGAGCUACUUGUACUUCAAUCUGAACGUUUUGUCUGUAAUGGGUAUAUGGAACCCAUGGGAGGAGGGAUAUAAGUACUGGGUGUACAAAAUCUACGAAUGGUACGUGAUUAUCGUAAUUAUGGCAAUGAGACUUACCGCUAUACUAGUCAGAGGGAUCAGCGCUGAAGAUACAACUCAACUCUUACAAGAAUUUUCAUUGCUGGCGGUGGAGGCUGCUGAUACCAUCAAGUACAUCGCUUAUAUAUUUCACCGAGAGGAGGUGCUGGAGCUAUGCAGUGCCUUCAAUUGGGACAGACACUUGCUGGGAACAGAAGAGAUCACCCAGUUUCGGAAUAAAGUGCUAACACACUCCUUGAGUUCAUCGAAAACAUUCACAAUUGCUAUCGUCGUAGCUGUGAUCCUGUAUUACUGCUUCUAUUACUACGCAGCUCUUGGUUACUCCGAGUAUCAACUUGAUAAACUGCCCAUAAGAACGGUUCCCUUGAAAUAUUGUUUCAUUCUCACCAAUUUCUGGGUAGCUUUCAUCUGCGAUUACAUAACAUUCACUUGGCUUGGACUGAUAGCUGUUACUCAUGACGCUUUUAUCAUGGCACUGAUGAUAAACAUAACAUCGCAACUGGAAAUUCUUAAUUUUCGAUUGGAGAAGUGUCACAGAGAAAUAUUUGAAAUCUCCAACGACAAGAUUCCUCAAGUACCAAAUUUGAUUCAUUUCGAAUGCGUCGAGCGUGAGAUGAAUGGAAAGUCUGUAACACUCGAUCCAAAUGCAGAGCUCAUCAAUUGUAUCAAAUUUCAUCAGCACAUCAUCAAGAUGCUCAACAUGUUCAGAGCAAUAUACGACAAAGCCCUUUUACCUCAACUGCUCAUAAGUUUGCUGCUAGUCUCCAUGUCUGCAUUCCAGAUGAUUUUGGGGCAACAAGGGGAUCAGUCAACAAGCGAUUCAGUCGGUGCUCUGGUAUUUCUGAUUGCCUGCAUACUCCAACUCCUGGCAUUCUGCUGGGGUGGUAACAUCAUCCUAGUUGAGAGUGAGAAAACAAGUGAUUCGCUCUACGCGUCCCACUGGUACUAUCGAAACACAACGUUCCGUAAUAACGUCAAGAUAUUCCUGGGGGCCAUCAAGAAUCCUCUGAUUGUCAGCGCUGGAGGUCUAGUUGAUCUAUCAGCUGAAACAUUCAAAAAUAUCCUGACCAAAGGCUAUUCAGCAUCAACAGUCCUCAAGAAUACAGCUUAAUGAAUUCGAACAAUCGCUUAAGAUCGGAAUAACUUAGUCGUCUAGUUAUCAUCUUGUAGCAUCAUAAUGUCUGACAGUCUUGUCAAGAACUUCAACAUGUCAUCCAUCCCUCACUGUAGUUUAUAUUUUGAAAAUAUCACUUAUAAAUGAAUUAUCCAAUGAAAUUCCAAUUGAUCAUAUUCAUUUAACUGGAAUUACCUGCACUGCACACCUGACAGCUUUGCACUGAUCUUAGUAAC